GCCAUUUUGUCUCCAGUGUCUCUUUUGCAGUCGACUACGUAGGAGGAGGUGACUUGGUUCUUAAACGUGAGGCAGGAACAGGGUCUAUUGUCUGUGUUUGACUCCGUAGUUUGGUUUGAGGCCUUCCGGAGCAUUCCCGGGGAAGUCGGCAGAAACUGUCGCGACCGUCCCCGCCCCUCCCUUCUGACCCCGGGACCGGGAGGGACCGAGCCCGCGUCACGCCCCUCUGCGCUCGCCGUUCCCUUCUCUGUCGUUGCGUCCGCGUCGCUCCCCGGGAAUCAAACGGUGCCCCAUAGAUGGCCAGCUUUCCCCCGAGGGUCAACGAGAAAGAGAUCGUGAGAUCACGUACUAUAGGUGAACUUUUAGCUCCAGCAUCUCCUUUUGACAAGAAAUGUGGUCAUGAAAAUUGGACUGUUGCUUUUGCUCCAGAUGGUUCAUACUUUGCUUGGUCUCAAGGACAUCGUACAGUAAAGCUUGUUCCGUGGUCCCAGUGCCUAAAGAACUUUCUUCUGCAUGGCACCAAGAAUAUCACCAAUUCAAGCAGUUUGAGAUUGUCAAGACAAAAUAGUGAUGGUGGUCAAAAAAAUAAGCCUCGUGAACAUAUCAUAGACUGUGGUGAUACAGUCUGGAGUCUUGCUUUUGGAUCUUCAGUUCCAGAAAAACAGAGUUGCUGUGUAAAUAUAGAAUGGCAUCGAUUCAGAUUUGGACAAGAUCAGCGACUCCUUGCCACAGGGUUAAACAAUGGGCGUAUCAAAAUAUGGGAUGUAUAUACAGGAAAACUCCUCCUUAACUUGGUAGAUCAUACUGAAGUGGUUAGAGAUUUAACUUUUGCUCCAGAUGGGAGCUUGAUCCUAGUGUCAGCCUCAAGAGACAAAACUCUGAGAGUGUGGGACCUGAAAGAUGAUGGAAACGUGAUGAAAAUAUUGAGGGGCCACCAGAACUGGGUGUAUAGCUGCGUAUUCUCUCCUGACUCUUCUAUGCUGUGUUCAGUGGGAGCCAGUAAAGCAGUCUUCCUGUGGAAUAUGGAGAAAUACACCAUGAUACGGAAACUUGAAGGACACCACCAUGAUGUGGUAGCUUGCGACUUUUCUCCUGACGGAGCAUUGCUGGCUACUGCAUCUUAUGAUACUCGAGUGUAUAUCUGGAAUCCACACACUGGAGACAUUCUGAUGGAAUUGGGAAUGGUGAGGUUCUGGAGAAUUGGUGAAGAUCAUCCAGUGCAAGUUGCACCUUUGAGCAAUGGUCUUUGCUGUGCCAUUUCUACUAAUGGCAGUGUUUUAGCUGCAGGGACACAUGAUGGAAGCGUGUAUUUUGGGGCAACUCCAAGGCAAGUCCCCAGCCUUCAACAUUUAUGUCGCAUGUCAAUCCGGAGAGUGAUGUCCACUCAAGAAGUCCAGGGGCUGCCAAUUCCUUCCAAAGUUUUGGAGUUUCUCUCCUAUCAUAUUUAGAAGACUAGUCUUCUUCCCCAGUAGUAGGGACUGACAGGACAUACUUUUCACAAACCUCAAGCUUUACUGACUUCAAAUAACUUUUUCAAGGUUUAGAAGAUGUAUUUAAUUGGAUACUUUCUUGUACUGCAUUUUGAUCAGUUCAGCUUUUAAAAUAUUAUUUAUAGACUAUAGGAGAUAUCCUGAACAUAUCAAUUGUAAAUUUUUUUCUAAAAUGUAACUGUGAAGACAUAUACAUACAUGUAUAUAUUUAGGUAUAAGCUGCUAUGUGUUGAAUGGACCCUUCUUUUGCUUUUCUAACUUUUAGUUCCAACAUGGAUAUAUUGCUUCAAUAGAGCCACAUAUGUAUCUUUGCUGUAAAAUGCAAGAAAGUGUCCAAAUGGAAGAAAUUUUUUAAUUUCAUGGACACUGAGUGAGACAGUAAAUACUGACGUAAGAACGCUGAAUUGCCUCAUAUAAAAUGCGUAUUUGGUUGGAGGGGGUUCAUUAGACAACUGACCUGCAAGAAAACACAGUUUUUGUGUAGGGAAAAGAUCGUUUUCUAUAGGAAUGGCAUCUGAGGGGUAGAGUUUGAGUGUAACAUUAUUAAAUAGAAAAGAGAGCCAGGAUAAUAUACCUAGAAAAGGAGUUUCUCCCCCCAGCCCACAACUACUGCUAUGGACCUUAACUUUGAAUAGAGCUUGCUACUUUAAUCUCAGUGGUAUAAGGUAUUACAAAUUUAGUCAAUUGGAAAAAUCCAUCUACCGUAUUAUUACUGAAUAUUUUGUUUGUGCUAAGGACAGUUAUUUUAAGGCCAUGCUUUUUGCUUGUUACUUUUGUUUUUUUUACACAUAAGAGAUGUUUCUGAAGUGGAUAAUAUUGGUGACUUGCCAAAGAGAAGCAAUACAGUAUAUCUGUUUUUGCCUUCUGUUAAUCUUACCUGCAGAUACUAAGAAUGUGUGUUAUGUAAAUUGCUUAAUUAUAUUUUUGUUGAGAUUUUUAAUUAAAGAGUUGUAAAAAAACAAACCCACUCUUGCAGAUGUUUCUUAAAUAUGUUGGAAGGUUUAAUGCUUUCUGUAAGCAAAUUAAGUAAGGGUAAUAAAUAGCACAAGUAUAGCACACUACUUCAGAGUUAAUGCUUUAUGAGUUCAACAACUUUACAGUGGUUCUGGGAGAACUGUUACUGCUUACCUUAAAAGUAUAGAAAAGCUCUAGAAAAAAAGGAAAAUAAUGAGAAGAAAAAGAUUUAGGGGCUUUUACCUGCUUAUGAUAAACCUAUCUGGGUACAGUAGCCGUAAGAAAAAUCUAGUGGUGUGGGCCCUUUGGAGAGGCAAAAUAAGCAAAACUUUAUUAGUCGUGUGUGCUCUUGAAGACUUAACUUGUUUCCACUAAGGAGUUAUUUGGCAGUUCUCAUAAUUGGCUCUGUUCAAGAGUUUAGGUCAUAAAUUUGAAAGCCAGUGGAAAAUCUGCCUAAGUUGCUUCUAGGGAGUCACUUGUAUUUUACAAAAAGAAGCAUAGAAGCAUCUUGUCUUCAAACCUGAUGUGAUUUCUUUUUUGCAUUUUACUUUAUAUCUGCUUUAUAAUUUUUAAGUGAUAAUAAAAUACCAUUACUCUACACACCAUUAAAUUAUUUACUCUUCAACAUAUCUGAUCAAGUUAAAAAAGCAUUUUUGGAAGAUAACAUUCUCUGAGGCCAGAUUUGCUUGCUACCUUUCCCAUGAAAACUAGUAUGAAGAUGAAAGAAAGAUCACAGAAUUUGUAAAGUAGAAACACACUUAAAAAUUUCCAUUUGUUGAGAAGAAAAUGGUAGCAAUAACAUUUUUGACUGACCAAAGGAAGGAAGGGAAUGUGUGGUUGGCGACUGACAGUCAGAUUCUAGCUCAGUGAUUUUUAAAAGACUGGCUGCUCGCUCUCCUAUUCUUUGCCACAAGCGUAUCAUUUGGGGAACCAGCAAGAUACUAUUUAUGUUCUAAUUUGAUUUCCUAUUUUAGUUUCCCAUGUGAACAUAGAAAAUGCCGCUCACACUCAGCAGCUAAGCUCUUUCCACAAUUUCAAAUGACUUAAAGUGAUUGAAAAUGACUUUAAGACCUGUAACUAGAUCUUAGGUUGGCAAAAAAAUUUUGAUCCUUGAAAUCCCCUACCUGCUUAUGAGUGAGGUGAAGUUGGAUUCAACUGGUUUGCAUUGUCCUCAGGGCAGCAAGACCAAGAAGGCUGGACUACACCUUAGCCUGCCUAUGGGCUGAGCCAGUGGCUUGAAGGUGUAGAGGACUCGGCAGUCAUCAUCCGGCACAGGGAUAAGAAAAAGUAUGUGAGGUAAAACACUGUCUCAAAAGCCAGAAGCCAUAGACUGAAUCCAACCUUCAGGUUAAUCCAAGUGAAGGUUUGUGGGUGACAAACAUUUUAUCCCAGUAAUUCUGACCAGGUUCUGGCCUAAGAAUACAUUUUAACUAUAGGAUUAUAGAUUAUAAAACAAAAAUAGUAUCUAUAGUAAGAGUUAAGGUUCACUACUGUAUGUCAGUUUCAAAAUCAGUUAGUGCAGCCAUUCAGAAUGUAUUGGUUUUUUUUUUUCUUAAAUCUUUGUCCUCAGAGGUAAAAGUUGUUGGUAGUAAACUACAACCUGGAGAAAGAGUCAUCAUAACCUUGACUUAUAUAUAUGGUAAGAUGUUUAGGAGGAAUGAAGAUGAGUAGGCAAUCUCAACCUGCCCAUUGCUCUGUAAAGCUUGUUUUUAACCAAAAGUAAAAUACCUGGUCUUAAUUGGGUAUAAAGUGAUCUAUUUCUAUUGUCGAUUGCUGAGCAGUUUUGUGUAGUGGUGAUUUGGCAUUUACAUAUGCCUGUUAUUUUAACAGUUUAGGAUUUGGGAAAAAAUGAUUGAGGCUGGUGUUAGGGAAGGAAGAACAAUUAAUUCAAUUUUGAUUAAGUCCAGCAUUAUUUUCCCUAUUUGAGACUACAACUAUGACUAUCCUUGCUUCUCCUUUACAGAUGGUGAGAGAGUUCUAGGAAUUUUCUCUGUCUAAUACCAGAGAGAAAUUGCUCUUUUGGUCUGAGAGUAAAGCCUAGACUUUGUCUAGGAAAACUUAAAAUACA
Messenger RNA from Manis javanica (Malayan pangolin), 4512 nucleotides. The record is from RefSeq and is a predicted model, not a curated record. NCBI's taxonomy places the organism in Eukaryota, Metazoa, Chordata, Mammalia, Pholidota, Manidae.